Phoenix dactylifera (date palm) is the source of this 3279-nucleotide messenger RNA. Its product is annotated as 2-oxoglutarate (2OG) and Fe(II)-dependent oxygenase superfamily protein. Lineage: Eukaryota; Viridiplantae; Streptophyta; Magnoliopsida; Arecales; Arecaceae. The record is from RefSeq and is a predicted model, not a curated record.
CGAAAAUACUAAGCAUCUUGACCUCUUUGACUUCAGAAUAUCCAAGGUGAAUAACUUUGGUAGAAUUGAGGUAUCUGAGGUAUCGUUCUGCUCGUAUCAAUAAAGACCAAAAAUUAUAGCGACAUCUCAUUUAUUGCAUGGUCGGCAUGGUUACUGUUGUGUUGCUUGUAUGAGAUUGUUAUUACGUUGUAGACGUGGUGCCGACCAUCUUAGAGACUCCUUUCUAUUUUCUAUUUUAUAUAAAAGGGUGGCUUGGAGAUUCUCAGGUAGUCUCAUCAUAGAGACUCCUUUCUAUAAAUUUUCGCUAUUUCCCACCGUUGCUCCAGUUUUCCAGGGGGUCUCUUCGGCAUAUGGGUUUCUUGCGAGUUAGCUUAAUUCUUUCUUUAUCUUGAUCUCAUUCGGUUUUAUUCAGUUCGAUUUUUGACCGACCUCAAAGCAAGCCGAGUAGCAUCUCGAUCUCGAUCCAGAAUUUAGCAGCAAACUUGGAACUCUGCAGGACAAGCGCUUUGGGGCACGUUAAGUUUGGUAGUAUAGGAUCCGUUGCAUUAGAGAGCAAAGGCCUGUAGCGUCACUAGCGUGGGCGAAGGGCAAUGGGGGAGGAGAGGAGGCUGAGGGAUCUGUGGGCGGAGGCAAGAGAGCUGAGCCUCGGCACCUCCGGCUGUGUGGACCGCCUCGACGCGCCCCCAUCCCCUCUCCGCUUCCUCCGGGACUACGUCUCCGCCAACAAGCCCUGCCUCAUCUCCCGAGCCGCCACCCGCGGUUGGCCCGCAGUCUCUCUCUGGUCCGACGACGCCUACCUCCGCCGCGCCCUCCGCGGCCACGCCGUCUCCGUCCACCUCACCCCCCACGGCCGCGCCGACUCCCUCGUCCCCCUCCCUUCCGCCCGCGGCCGGGGGGGCGGCCUCUGCUUCGCCUCCGCCGCCGUCCGCUCCAUGGACUUCUCCGAGGCCCUCGAGCUGAUCACCGCCACCGGCUCGCCCUCGUCACCGACCGUGGCCUACGCCCAGCAGCAGAACGACUGCUUCCGGGCGGAGUACUCGGCGCUGGCGGGGGACGUGGAGCCGGACGUCCCGUGGGCCACCGAGGCGCUCGGCCGCCUCCCGGAGGCCGUGAACCUUUGGAUCGGGAACGGGCGGUCGGAGACGUCGUUCCACAAGGACCACUACGAGAACCUCUACGCCGUCAUCACGGGGGAGAAGCACUUCCUCCUGCUGCCCCCAACCGACGUCCACCGCCUCUACGUCCGCCAUUACCCAGCUGCCCACUACGUGCUCGACGAUGGGGGGGAGUUGCGCUUGGAACUGGAACAGCCGGAGAGGCAGGUUCCAUGGUGCAGCGUGGACCCGUACCCGGAGACGGCCGAGGCCCUGGCGGAGCAGAGGGAGGCCUUCCCCCUCUACUUUGACGGCCCCAAGCCUUUCGAAUGCACCGUAAAGGCUGGCGAGAUCCUCUACCUGCCUAGCAUGUGGUUUCAUCAUGUGAGGCAAACGCCUGACCGCCAUGGGCGGACCAUUGCCGUCAACUACUGGUACGACAUGCAAUUUGAUAUCAAAUACGCGUACUUCAGCUUCUUGCAAUCCAUCGACUACACUCUUCCUCCUUGCAAGCCUUCAGCGAAGGUCUGAAAUCUAUGAGACUAACUAGUUGGGUAUCGCACUCACAGUCAGACAGGUUCGGUGUAUUCUGCCCUGUUGGAGAACAAUUUAGUCGAAUAGUUGGAUUAUGUUGGAUGUUAAGGAGUCUCAAUUUGCAAUGUUCUUCUGUUAUGCGCUGGCUUUUACUAGUUUAGAAGAUCUAAUUGAGAAGCAAUAAUUAGUUGGUUAGGCAGGAUUGCCAAUAAUUAGUUGGUUAGAUUCUAUCUAUAUUUACAGUAUAAUGGUUCAACUGAAUUGUAGUUUCCUCUAUUAGAGCAUUGUAAGAGAUUAUAUAAUCUUCCUGCAUGAUGAAUAAAUAUCACAAAAGUGUUUUCCUUUGCAUUAUUGCAAUCUAAGGAGGCCUAGCUCCCUCGAAGUAGCUACUAUAUUCUUCUUCUGCACUCUAUUCGAUCCGAUAUAGGUCCUCAACCGACCACGUCCAGCAAGUCUAUACCAAAGUGGUAUCAGAGCCUGGGCAUGGAUGAACAAAUGGAGCGGAUAGAACAGAACUUUCAGUCUCUAUCUAAUUGUAUCACCGAGCUCUUUCAGUUGGUAGCAAAUCAAGAAAGAAGCAGGGCUCGGACGGACCGGGAAGAGACAUCCCAAGACCCCGAAGGGUCCAAUCUGCUUGUGAAGCGCUUGACACCUGCAGAAUUGAAGGAGCGGCAAGAAAAGUGCUUAUGUUUUUGCUACAAUGAGAAAUAUGGCUCUGGGCAUCGUUGCAAGCGACUCUUUAUGAUUGAAGCAUAACAAGGUGAUGAAGAAGACAAAGUCGUGGAGGAUGAAGAGGAAGAUCAUGAUGAAGAUGAUGAAGUACCCAAAAUUUAGUUGCAUGCUAUGAAUGGAUCUGAUGCUCCUGACACCAUGAAGAUACUUGGGAGUAUUGGAGGUACUGUCAUCAUUGCCUUAAUUGAUUCUAGGAGUACUCAUAAUUUUGUGAGUAAGGAGGUAGCACAGAGAACGGGAUUACAGCCAUGUUGCAAGAAGUCAUUAGGCGUGAUGGUGGCAUCGGGAGAGAGAUUGGAGAGUGAAGGCUUGCGUACUGAUGUACCCUUAACAAUGCAGCACUUCAAUUUCCAAGUGGAUCUUUUUGUUCUUCCAUUGGAGGGAUAUGGAUUGGUGCUAGGAACUUAAUGACUUAAGACUCUUGGGCCAAUUAUUUGGGAUUUCUUGGAGCUGAAGAUGGAGUUCCUGUGUGACGGAAGGUGGAUCAAACUCGACGGGAUGCGAGAACCUAACAAAAAGAAGGGGGAGAUUCCGGCCAGGUGUGGUGAAGGAGCAAAAUCAGCACUUGAUCGUUUGUUGGAAAAGUUCCAAGAUAUUUUGUAGCGGGGUUGUCCGGUGCUGGCCCUGACCCGAUGGUGGAGUGUCACGACGGAGCGGCUAGAGGCUUUGGGUCCGGUGCGGGGGCAGAGGAUGCAACCAGCUUGGGGGAAGCUUCAACUCACAGUGCGUGCCAUAUGGCACGGGGGCACAGUGGGGAUCAUCUCAAGGAGAGCAGUGCCUCUGGGUUGGCCUUUGAGCUGGGAAUGGGGAAGAAGGCAGCGGGUGAAUCAAGCUUCAUCAAGAAUGUUGGUGGUCUCAGGACAGAGCCAAGAGGGGGGAUGACAGAGGGCCCUGCGGCAACAGAUGAAGCCACUGGAGA